Molecule: messenger RNA, 1577 nt
Organism: Carya illinoinensis
Lineage: Eukaryota; Viridiplantae; Streptophyta; Magnoliopsida; Fagales; Juglandaceae
Product: splicing factor U2af small subunit B-like
Exons: 5
Coding region: 143-1135 (330 amino acids)
Biological process (GO): mRNA splicing, via spliceosome
Cellular component (GO): U2AF complex; spliceosomal complex
Molecular function (GO): metal ion binding; pre-mRNA 3'-splice site binding
Source: RefSeq, a predicted model, not a curated record
GAUCGAUCGAUCGACUAGAAUUGACUCGUUGAGGGAAACGGGGAGAGACUAUUAGAGAGAGACGAAAGCAGAAUUGAAGAGUUCUUUUGGUUUUGGUAUUUCUUUGUUUCAAGUCGGAAGAAAAUCAAUCAGAGCAGGGAGGAUGGCGGAACACUUGGCUUCGAUAUUCGGGACUGAGAAGGACAGGGUGAAUUGCCCCUUCUACUUCAAGAUCGGGGCUUGCAGGCACGGCGACCGGUGCUCCAGGCUCCACACCAAGCCAACCAUCAGCCCUACCCUCUGCCUCUCCAACAUGUACCAGCGCCCCGACAUGCUCACCAACCCUGCCCCACAGGCUCAGCCCAACCCCAACCUCGACCCCGCUCACAUCCAAGAGCACUUCGAUGAUUUUUACCAGGACCUGUUUGACGAGCUCUCCAAGUACGGCCACAUCGAGAGCUUGAACAUCUGCGACAAUUUGGCCGAUCACAUGGUGGGCAAUGUGUACGUUCAGUUUAGAGAGGAAGAAGACGCCGCCAACGCACUUCGGAAUUUGACCGGAAGGUUUUACUCAGGGCGCCCCAUUAUUGUGGACUUCUCUCCGGUCACAGAUUUUCGUGAAGCUACAUGUAGACAGUACGAGGAAAAUGUUUGCAAUCGUGGGGGCUACUGCAACUUCAUGCAUCUGAAGAAAAUUAGCAAGGAUCUGAGGAGGAAAUUGUUUGGGAGAAACAGACGACGGCGUAGCCGCAGUCGAAGCAGGAGUCGCAGUCCUGCUAGGUACCGUGGUUAUGAGGAACAUCCUCGUGGCGGUCGUGGUUUUGGUAGAGGUGGCGGUCGUGGUUAUGGUAGAAGAGACGAAGACAGAGAUUUCCGCUACCAUGAUAGGGGGGGCAGGAGGCCUAGAAGCCGCAGUCCUGGACGUAGAGGGGAACGGAGUGGAAGCCCUGGGGGAAGGAGGAAUAGGAGUCCGGUCAGGGAAAGUAGUGCUGAAAGAAGAGCUAAGAUUGAGCAGUGGAAUAGGGAAAGGGAACAGGUGGACUCUGGUCCGAAGAACAAUGAAGGAAGAAUUGACGAUGACAGGAAUGGCUUUGCACAGAACAGUGAUGAGUAUAAUGACCCUGAGCAGCAGCAGCGUGGCCAAUACGAUUAUUAGCCAAAUUGGGCGUUUCUGGCGGAGUACAGGUUCUCUGUCAUGUGUUAUUGAAAGUAGAAUUCUGUUUCUUUUAAAGUUUUUCUCCCCCUUCUAUACAAAAAACCAAAAAGAAUCAAAUAGGUGAUAAAAUAUAGAAUUAUGAUUUUGGUGCUGCAAUGCGUUUGUUAUGCUUUAAAUUUCACUUCCAAUCUUAAUCAGGUAAUUGCAUUCGGUUUCUUCAGUUGAAUGCUACUUUUAUGCAUGUUUUAUGUGAUUACAAAGUGAUUUCCCCUCUAGCUUCCAAAUCUUUUUACCCCUUGAAUUCAUUAGCUUCCCACCAGUGUUUUUUUUUUUUUUUUAAAUGCUAAAGGGAAUACAUAUGUUGCUAAGUAGGUUCUCUUCAAGAUGGCCUCUGUUAAAAAAAAAGGAUAUAGUUCCUGGAGCAAAAUGGAAAGCACUUUUC